UUUAAGCAAUUACACAGCAAUUUUACUGUCCCAUUUCUAUCAAUAGUUAAAUUUGACCAAAUUCACCAUGUCUGAGUUAUUCAACAUCUUUGGAGACAGCCUGACGCACCAGCCAACAAAAAAUGUGGCACGCCAACCGUUAUUCAACAUCGAGAAUAUGGGCAAAACGGUCUCAAAUGGCCCAAUCAAACCCAACGAGCCAUUGAAAAAGGGCGCCGAACCGAAGAAAACUUUCCUUUGUAACAAAGGGAAAGCCUUACAAAGCACGCCUAUGCGACAGGCUUUCACGCCGCGCGCGGUCAACGUCGGAGCCCUAAUCUACAAGGACGCUGAGGCUAAGUCUGACGAUGCUGUAAACUUUGAAGAGUUGGAGUUCACUAGACCUGUUUACAAAUAUGACAAUUACACUAAAGACUGGCUUGACUACCUGCCCCUGCCAGAACCAGAGCUGAAGCGGCUGUCCCUGUCUCCGAAGCGCACGCCGCCGCCCAACACGCGCCGCCCCACCCUGGACUUUGACUGCUCCUACCAGGAUGAAUUCUUCACAGAUGAUUUCUCAAAUGAAAGUAUCCCAGAUCCAAAUGACAGUGACCUGGGCUUGCCGGACAUUUAUUAAGUUGAUUUAUUAUUUGAAUUAUAGUAUUAAUGUAUAUUUUAAUAAUGAUUUUUACAUUUUUUGACACGGUAUUAAAUUCAUACAACAAAAUAAGAACUUGUGAACUUUCUAUACUUAUAAAUUUCAAGGUUUU
Leguminivora glycinivorella is the source of this 749-nucleotide messenger RNA. RefSeq lists its product as uncharacterized. The transcript is spliced from 4 exons. The coding region runs from base 68 to 616 and encodes 182 amino acids. NCBI's taxonomy places the organism in Eukaryota, Metazoa, Arthropoda, Insecta, Lepidoptera, Tortricidae. The record is from RefSeq and is a predicted model, not a curated record.